Molecule: messenger RNA, 2098 nt
Organism: Humulus lupulus (European hop)
Lineage: Eukaryota; Viridiplantae; Streptophyta; Magnoliopsida; Rosales; Cannabaceae
Product: alpha,alpha-trehalose-phosphate synthase [UDP-forming] 1-like
Exons: 11
Coding region: 1-1641 (546 amino acids)
Biological process (GO): trehalose biosynthetic process
Cellular component (GO): cytosol
Molecular function (GO): catalytic activity
Source: RefSeq, a predicted model, not a curated record
AUGUCUAGGUCUCGAGCCACAAGAACUAGGAUUUAUGUCGAGAAUCCACCUCGGAACAAUUCUUGGCAUCAGCAACAGUGGACUGUAAGUUUCGCUGAAGAAAGUUAUCAAACCAAUAGUCAGGAUAUGAGUAGGUUGGUUAGCGUGUACAACACUGAACCUUGCUAUUACGGAAACUACUUGAACAAUGGUCCCAACCUUCGAGAACAUUUGAACCAGAAACAGGGGCAAUUCAACCAGCAUAACCUGGACUUGAGGCCACACCUGAAUGCUCAACGAGGAGAUGCCAUAUCGCAAGAAUACGAGAAUAAUUAUAACUCGAUAUUGCAACAGGGAGUUGGAGUUCCACAGAACAAAAACCAACCCCGAAUGGUACAAAUUGCUCCACUCAAUGAUCCUGUUCAGGAUCAGAUUAAUCGUCUCGAAGAAGAGUUUAGGCUCCUCCAAGAAGAGAAAAAUAAGGUUAAAACUUAUGAUUCGAACGAGGAGCUCAAACCGUUCGCCCCACACAUUUCGAGCACACCAUUCCCUGUGGGAUUUAAAAUGUUGGUAACUGGUUUACCAUGUGAGCAGCGAAAUGCACAAGGUGGGGUGAAGGAGUUUGAUGCUAAAUGGAUUGGUUGGGCUGGUGUAAAUGUGCUUGAUGAGACUGGACAAAUUGCACUAACCAAAGCUUUAGCUGAAAAGGUUCAAAUAGCUACUUGUCAUUAUGCUUCCAGUUUCCAUACAUACGAUUAUGCAAGGCAUUUUGUGAGUGCUUGUACUCGUAUACUUGGGCUAGAGGGUACACCUGAAGGAGUAGAGGACCAAGGAAAGCUUACUCGUGUUGCAGCGUUUCCAAUUGGCAUAGACUCUGACCGGUUUGUUCGAGCUUUGGAAAUUCCUCAAGUCAAGGAACACAUGAAAGAACUGAAAGAGAGAUUUGCUGGUCGGAAGGUGAUGCUGGGGGUUGAUCGUCUUGACAUGAUCAAAGGAAUUCCACAAAAGAUUUUGGCUUUCGAAAAAUUCCUAGAGGAAAAUCCAAGCUGGCGUGAUAAAGUAGUUUUACUUCAAAUUGCCGUGCCAACCAGAACAGAUGUUCCAGAAUAUCAAAAGCUUACAAGCCAAGUUCAUGAGAUUGUGGGACGCAUUAAUGGGAGAUUUGGAACUCUUACUGUUGUUCCCAUACACCAUUUGGACCGAUCUCUUGACUUUCAUGAAUUGUGCGCUCUGUAUGUUGUUACUAAUGUUGCACUUGUUACUUCUCUUAGAGAUGGAAUGAAUCUUGUGAGUUAUGAGUUUGUUGCUUGCCAAGCAUCCAAGAAAGGAGUCCUCAUUCUGAGUGAGUUUGCAGGUGCAGCACAAUCGCUCGGUGCUGGUGCCAUUUUAGUAAAUCCAUGGAAUAUCACAGAAGUUGCUGCUUCCAUUGCUUAUGCUUUGAAUAUGCCAGCUGAUGAAAGAGAAAAGAGACACCAGCAUAAUUUCAUGCAUGUAACAACUCAUACAUCUCAAGAAUGGGCUGCAACCUUUGUUAGUGAACUUAAUGAUACUAUUGUGGAAGCUCAACUGAGGACUAGGCAAGUUCCACCUCUACUUCCUAUGAAAGAAGCUGUUGAUCACUAUUUGGAAUCCAAUAAUAGAUUGCUUAUACUGAUGGAAUAACAAAUAUACUGGUAGAAAUGAAUGUUUUAGCACCACAUGCUUUUGUUUCAUAAGUUUGGUUUACCCACAUCGUGAAAAUAUUGUGGGUAAUCAACCAACUUAUGAAGAGUUAGUUGAACGACUUAAUGAUACAACUUCCCGCCUUAAUGCUACUAACGAACAACUUAGUGUAGUUGUGGAUAUACUUCGUCAUAACAAUUUGAUGGCACCGCCUCCACCACCUCCAACAGACCAAGCUUCAUAUGCAAAUUUAAGAGAGUCGCCAUCUAUUUCAGUUCGGGAGUCACAAGAUGAUUCUUAGUUUAUUUACAUUAAUUUACUAAGGAAUGAACUUUAUGAAUUUUUUUUUAUUUUGGUAGGGGUAACCUUAAAAUGAUAACUUUAUGAUUUAUUUUAGUAUUGAACAUUAUAAAGAAUUUUAGCAUUAAACAUUUUAUUAUUGAAUGGUUUUUUUCUA